Molecule: messenger RNA, 2132 nt
Organism: Wallemia mellicola CBS 633.66
Lineage: Eukaryota; Fungi; Basidiomycota; Wallemiomycetes; Wallemiales; Wallemiaceae
Exons: 3
Coding region: 82-588 (168 amino acids)
Source: RefSeq, a predicted model, not a curated record
UUUCUGCUACGCAUAGAUAUUUUAUCGCCAUCUCAUUUCCUCUAGUCUUGGUAGAUAACAGUUAAGAAGCGCGUAGAUAUAAUGCGCAAGGGCGUUGUAGACAAUACGAAAGUAGAGCGGUUAUUAGACACCCUCGGUGGUGAUAAACACGCUGUUAGACAGAUUGUUAGGAAGUUAAAUGAUAGCACGCUGAAUUCACGUCCAAUUCCAGCAGAAAUUGGCAAUAAAGUGGAUGAAUUAUACGACAAAUAUAUUGUUAGGGGCCUAGAUGAAACUGCUGGUAGUCUGCGGCGGCUGAUGAUACAUUUGAAGGAUAUACUAGAUGCUGUCGAUUCUGAGAGAAAGGAGCAGAUACUUAUGGGACUCUGGCUAGUCAUACUCUUGAGCAGGAAAUCUGACGUGAAUUCUGAAAGGAGAGCUGCGACGUUGAACGAAAGUGCAGCCAACCCUUUGAAGAAACCAUCUGAGAUGUCAUGGUAUACAAUCCUUGCGGAUGAGCCUCUCCAUGGCGACCACUGGGUUGAGGAUGACUAUGCACAAAGUGACAAUCUCUCAGAAUGGAGUGAGAGCGAAAAAGAUGACUAUUGAAUUUAAAUCAUAUUAAUAAAUACCUUACAUUUUCGUUACUAUCAUACAUGUACAUCAUAUCGUUAUAAUUUCGUAAAAGAAAAAAAAAAGCAAAACAUCAAGCAGUUUGUGCUUGUCCACCUUGAGACUCUCUAUGAACAAGAUCCUGUGCAGCGUGUCUAACGUCGUCUGGGGCGUUAUUGCUGUUCAUUCUGACCAUUUGGAUGUACUUCAAGAUAACGUCUGCUUCAAUCUGUCCGCUUAGGCUGUCCCAAAAUUCGAUACUUAUGGUACCAUCAGCAGUGUUAGAUAGGUUUGGGGCGUUUGGGCCUUUCUUAACUUGUAUCUCAAUCGUAGCAGGUUUCUCAGCAAUCUUCCGUGGACCCUCCAUCGAUUUUCCUCCCUCUGGUGUUUCAAAUGCUAGACUUGCCUUGCGCGAUUUCGGAGAACCAGGUGGAGUCACGUUAGGUACGCCCCUUUGCAGCUGUGUCGUGUGGAUCGACACAAUCUGACUGAAGGGAAUCGCAACACUUGUGAGUACCUUGUCGUGGAUGUAGAGAGGGAAAGGUCUAUACUCCGAAACGUCACUGUCACUGGUUGACCACCUGCGUGGUUGGGGAGAUCUCGACAAUCCUCCAUUUUCGUUCUGCCAAUCGAGAUUAAAUUGUGGACGUCCUUCAUCGUUCACUUCACCAUCCUCAACGGAUGGGCGCCUCUUGAUUGCCUCUACAAUACUGCUCUUCCUACGUACGCCUUGUGCAUCCAUCUGGCCGGGUUCGUCGAGGAGAGGUACAAGUGAGGCUUUUCGACGCUGUUCCACUCCUGCAUCGGCGGGUAUACCACCCCUACCGAGUGCCCUGAGGAUAGACGAGCGACGCCUCUGCUGCUUGCCUUUUGUUUCCUUCGGCCUGUUUAAGGGAUCUAAUACAAGCAUAAGCUGAUCCUGUAUGACGUCAGAGUUGUUCACUUCCGAUCGAUCUUCGAUUGCUCACAUUCAAAAACCAUACUUUAGCAGACAUAUUGAAGGAGCUACCAAGAGAAUCUCGCUUUUGUCUCGAGAGCUCCUCAGCAUCAGCGCGUUGGGCGCUUUGGCCUUUGAAGCCAAUUCCAAAUUUGUGGGAGCUUGGUGGCGUCGUUCUAUCGUCUGGUUGUUCCUUACUCAAAGUAAGCUGGACUGGUAACGGUUCUCUAGAGGUGUAUGUUGGCUUCCUGAUCUGUGAUGUGUAGAAGUUACGCUCUCUAGGCCAGGGUAUUCUUGGCGCAAGAUUAUCUGGAUUCUCAUCGAAUGUUAACUUAGUUGUUAUAAACUGCAUAGUUAUGCUGUUAAUGGUCAAACAACAAGGAAUGACAAAAUGGCACUUUCAAAGACAUCUUCACACAUGACAAAUGACAUAACUUAAAACAGCGUCAUCUUUAAUUAUUGAUCGGGGUGUAGAAUAUUCUCAUAAACUUUCGUCUGUCUUGUACGCUAAAAUUUCUGGUAAAUCGCACGCUGAAAAAAAUUAAAUUUGUGAAACACAUCAAUGUGGAUCUCUAGAAAACAAAGUACUGCUUAAAAAUUGAAA